Messenger RNA from Lodderomyces jiufengensis, 1677 nucleotides. RefSeq names its product serine C-palmitoyltransferase (gene LCB2). The record is from RefSeq and is a predicted model, not a curated record. NCBI's taxonomy places the organism in Eukaryota, Fungi, Ascomycota, Pichiomycetes, Serinales, Debaryomycetaceae. The transcript has a single exon. Bases 1 to 1677 code for a protein of 558 amino acids. Gene Ontology annotation, cellular component: serine palmitoyltransferase complex. Gene Ontology annotation, molecular function: pyridoxal phosphate binding; serine C-palmitoyltransferase activity. Gene Ontology annotation, biological process: sphingosine biosynthetic process; ceramide biosynthetic process.
AUGAAAUAUUCAAAAUAUAUACCCAAUGCUCCAGAAGAUAAUAGAUCUAUUGAAGUAAGAAGUAAUUUAGAAUAUGGAAAAUUAACUUCAAAAAAAUAUUUACAUAUAUCAAAACAUCCAAUUGGUGAACCAUUACCUAUUCCAAUAGAUGAUGAUCCUCCUUAUGCAAUUUUAUUAUCAACUUAUUUGAAUUUUUUAAUUUUAAUUAUUAUUGGACAUAUUAGAGAUUUUUUUGGUAAAAUUUUUAAACCACAAGAAUAUGAACAUUUAGUUGAAAAAGAUGGAUUUGCUCCAUGGUAUGAUGGAUUUGAAAGUUUUUAUGUUAGAAGAUUGAAAACAAGAAUUGAUGAUUGUUUUGCAAGACCAAUUCAUGGAGCUCCUGGUAGAUAUAUAAAAUGUUUUAAUAGAACUGGUGAUGGGAAAAUUGGUUAUUUAUAUGAUGGUACUUCAAAAGAAUGUUUAAAUUUAUCAUCUUAUAAUUAUUUGGGUUUUGCUCAAUCAAGUGGUGUUUGUACUAAUUUUGCUUUAAAAUGUGUUGAUGAUUAUGGAACUUCUGGUUGUUCACCAAGAACUUAUUCUGGUACUACUGAUUUACAUCGUGAAUGUGAAAGAGUUGUUGCUGAUUUUGUUGGUAAAGAAGAUGCUAUUAUUGUAAGUCAAGGUUAUGGUACUAAUGCUAAUUUCUUUGCUUCAAUAGCUGAUUCAAAAACUUUAGUUAUAUCAGAUGAAUUAAAUCAUGCAUCAAUAAGAUUUGGAAUAAGAUUAUCAGGAGCAAGUGUUAAAGUUUAUAAACAUAAUGAUAUGAAAGAUUUGGAAAAUCUUAUAAGAAAUCAAAUUGCUCAAGGACAACCAAAAACUCAUAGACCAUGGAAAAAAAUCAUUAUUGCAGUUGAAGGUUUAUAUUCUAUGGAAGGUAAUAUGUGUAAUUUACCAGAAUUAGUUGAAUUAAAAGAUAAAUAUAAAUGUUAUUUGUUUGUUGAUGAAGCUCAUUCAAUUGGUGCUUUAGGUCCAGAAGGUAGAGGUAUAUGUGAUUAUUUUUCAUUAGAUCCUUCAAAAGUUGAUGUUUUAAUGGGGACUUUUACAAAAUCUUUUGGAGCAACUGGUGGAUAUAUUGCAGCUGAUAAAAAAAUAAUAGAUAAACUAAGGAUAAAUUAUAUAACUCAAUCAUAUAGUGAAGUCGUACCGCCUCCUGUAUUAGGUCAAAUAAUAUCAUCAUUAAAAGUUAUAAAAGGUGAAUUAAAUCCUGGUGAAGGACAAGAAAGAUUACAAAGAAUUGCUUUUAAUUCAAGAUAUUUAAGAUUAGGGUUGAAAAGAUUAGGUUUUAUAGUAUAUGGAGCUGAUGAUUCACCAGUUAUACCAUUACUUUUAUUCCUACCAGCCAAAAUGCCAGCAAUGUCAAGAAUGUUAUAUGAUUUAGGUAUAGCAGUUGUUAUUGUAAGUUAUCCAGCUACACCAUUAACUCGUGCAAGAGCUAGAUUAUGUGUAUCAUCAGCAUUAACAAAAGAAGAUCUUGAUCUAGUACUUUUGAGAAUAAGUCAAAUUGGUGAUUUAAUAUAUUUAAAAUUUAGUAGUGGUAUAGCUGGUGGUUCAAGUAUAAAAGGUCAACCCCCACGUUGUUCAAUUGAAGAAGUUUUGGCAACUAAUGUAGAAGAAUGUAAAAGGCCAAAGUUAAUAUAG